AUGAACAUCAAUCUGCUGAUCAGAGGUCAGACUCUGCUGGAGGAGAACAUCAGCAGAUUUGUGAAGAACGAAUUGAAGAAGAUGCAGAAGGCUGUGAGUCCUGAUUUCCCAGAAUGCUUAGAGAGUCAGAGUGAGGAUGAGGAGGUGUUGGAUGGUGAGGAGGAAGAGCAGAGGAGGAGCAGCAGAGAGGCAUUUCUGAAGAUCACACUGCACUUCCUGAGGAGAAUGAAGCAGGAUGAGCUGGCUGACCGUCUGCAGAGGAGAACUCGUGCUGGCAGGUGUCAACGUAAACUCAAGUCUAACCUGCAGAAGAAGUUCCAGUGUCUGUUUGAGGGGAUUGCUAAAGCAGGAAACCCAACCCUUCUGAAUCAGAUCUACACACCGCUCUACAUCACAGAGAGAGGGACUGCAGAGGUCAAUGAUGAACAUGAGGUCAGACAGAUUGAAACAGCAUCCAGGAAACCAGACAGACCAGAAACAACAAUCAGACAAGAAAACAUCUUUAAAGCCUCACCUGGAAGAGAUGAACCAAUCAGAACAGUGCUGACAAAGGGAGUGGCUGGCAUUGGGAAAACAGUCUUAACACAGAAGUUCACUCUGGACUGGGCUGAAGACAAAGCCAACCAGGACAUACACUUCACAUUUCCAUUCACUUUCAGAGAGCUGAAUGUGGUGAAAGAGAAAAAGUACAACUUGGUGGAACUUGUUCAUCACUUCUUUACUGAAACCAAAGAAACAGGAAUCUGCAGGUUUGAAGAGUUCCAGGUUGUGUUCAUCUUUGAUGGUCUGGAUGAAUGUCGACUUCCUCUGGACUUCCAGAACAAUGAGAUCCUGACUGAUGUUACAGAGUCCACCUCAGUGGAUGUACUGCUGACAAACCUCAUCAGGGGGAAGCUGCUUCCCUCUGCUCGCCUCUGGAUAACCACACGACCUGCAGCAGCCAAUCAGAUCCCUCCUGAGUGUGUCGGCAUGGUGACAGAGGUCAGAGGAUUCACUGACCCACAGAAGGAGGAAUACUUCAGGAAGAGAUUCAGAGAUGAGGAGCAGGCCAGCACCAUCAUCUCCCACAUGAAGACAUCACAAAGCCUCUACAUCAUGUGCCACAUCCCAGUCUUCUGCUGGAUCACUGCUACAGUUCUGGAGGAUGUGUUGAAAAGCAGAGAGGGAGGAGAGCUGCCCAAGACCCUGACUGAGAUGUACAUCCACUUCCUGGUGGUUCAGUCCAAACUGAAGAACAUCAAGUAUGAUGGAAGAGCCGAGACUCUGAAAGCGCUGGACCUGAGUGAGAACAACCUGCAGGAUUCAGGGGUGAAGCUGAUGUCUGCUGGAUUGGAGAGUCCACGUUGUACACUGGAAAGACUCAGUCUGAGAGAGCUGGACCUUAGUGACAACGGCCUGCAGGAUUCAGGGGUGACGCUGCUGUCUGCUGGAUUGGAGAGUCCACAUUUCUGUCAGGAUGUCUGA
Molecule: messenger RNA, 1464 nt
Organism: Scomber japonicus (chub mackerel)
Lineage: Eukaryota; Metazoa; Chordata; Actinopteri; Scombriformes; Scombridae
Product: NACHT, LRR and PYD domains-containing protein 3-like
Exons: 6
Coding region: 1-1464 (487 amino acids)
Molecular function (GO): protein binding
Source: RefSeq, a predicted model, not a curated record